Messenger RNA from Homarus americanus (American lobster), 2942 nucleotides. RefSeq names its product general transcription factor II-I repeat domain-containing protein 2A-like. The transcript is spliced from 2 exons. Gene Ontology annotation, molecular function: protein dimerization activity. Bases 805 to 2772 code for a protein of 655 amino acids. The record is from RefSeq and is a predicted model, not a curated record. NCBI's taxonomy places the organism in Eukaryota, Metazoa, Arthropoda, Malacostraca, Decapoda, Nephropidae.
AUGGUUUAGGCCAGGGGUGGGCAACCCUUGGCACGCGUGCCAAACAUGGCACGCUAACGGCUUCUUUCCGGCACGCGAGACCCGGGCUCACCUCAAUAAAAAAAAACCUUUAUAUGGCAACCGCAUGCCGCCUUGGCGGCAGCCGGUGGAAGGAUUGUUUCCCGUUCUGUUGUUAAAUAAUUAGCCAUGCGGCCAGACGUGGUGUGACUCCUUUACCAUCAUUAAUAUUUUAUAUAUUUUUUCGAGUUUUGCAGUUUCGCAAAGAAUUUAUCGGUUAGCAAAAUCCAAGUUCAGCUAUAUGAAUGUUUAAAUUUAAUUAAAAGAAAAACAAAUAUUACACCAAGAUCUGUAAUAAUUAUCUGGCUAUCAGAGAUUGCAUUAAAAACAUUAUAUCAAAAGUCAACCUCUUUUAGAUCACUGGGUCAUUAUAUGGCACAUUAACUUAAAAGGUGUCUUAACUUUCAUGGAAGGGAACAUGGCUUUUGUGCUCAGUGUCCCAUAAAUGUCACAUGCAUAUCCGUUCUCUCUAAUCAUUGUUCCUCUGGUGGUGAAUGUGUGAAGUGUGAACCAGCAAAGUAAACAUAGCAAGAGGGAGAAUCGCUGACCACGUGCAAGUAAGUUAUUAUUUACUGUCCAAAUUAUCAGCUGUCAUAGUGUUUGUCAUGCUUACCCAUAAAUUUAUCGAUGUUCCUAAGACACUGCUGAAUCUGUAUACUCCUGUGUACAAGGAAAAUUUGGCGCAACUUACCUUAGCAAGGCGAUUUAAAUUUUGCCCCUAAAAUGUGACCUUUUUUAAGCUGAAUAAUGGAUCUCACCCCGCUUAAAUUGUACAGAAUGUCACGACCACCAGCCAAGAAACGAUGUCAUACAAAUGAAGAGGAUAUUAGAGAAUUUAAAGAAUACUGGACUGAAAAAUUUGGCAUGAUUAAGAAAGAUAAUAAAGCAUUAUGCAUUUUAUGUUCUGAAUCAGUUGUUUGUAGGACUUCUUCUGUGAAGAGACAUUUUGAAACUGUUCAUAAAAACUUAAGUAAUGUAACUGAGCAAGAACGAAGAGAAUUAAUUUCUCGUGAAAUGAUUAAGACAAAAAAACAGUCUGAUGUUUUGAUGAAAUUUAUUUCAGGUAGGCCAAGUUCCAACUUAGUUGCUGCUGGUUUUGAGGUUUCAAAAGUUAUUGCCCAACAUGGAAAGCCACUCAGUGAUGGGGAGUAUAUUAAAGAAGCAUGGCUAGAAUGUGCUCCUUUCCUUUUUGAUAACCUUUCAGAAAAGGACAAGAUUAUUCAGCGCAUUAAAGAUUUGUCUGUGAGUAGAAAAACAGUUAAGGAUAGGAUACUUAAGAUGGAAAUGAAUACAACUGACCAAUUAACAAAGGAUUUAGCUUCAUAUAAGUUCUUUUCUAUUUGUGUUGAUGAAAGCACAGAUAUUACAUCAUCAGCUAGGCUAGCAAUUUUUUCUCGAUUUUGUAGGGAUGAUGAGGUAUGCGAAGAGAUGAUUAACCUUGUAACACUACCUGAGCGUACCACUGGGGCUGACAUAUGUAAAGCAGUUGUGAACGAAUUAUCUAUUCGACAAAUUGACAUUUCAAAAGUAGUAUCCGUCACAACAGAUGGUGCACCCAGUAUGAUUGGUAAGGAAGCAGGAUUUGUAAAUCUGUUUGCAAAACAUGUUGGUCAUCCGCUGAUAGGUUUUCAUUGCAUCAUACAUGAGGAGGCUUUAUGUGCUAAAGCUGGUCUAAAGGAACUUCAAGAAGUGAUGCAAACAGUCACCAAGGUUAUUAAUUACAUUUCUGCACGUGCCUUAAAUAAAAGACAAUUUCGGAAUUUAUUGAAUGAGGUGGAUUCGGUGUACAAAGGACUAACAAUGUACAACAAUGUUCGUUGGCUUAGUCGAGGAUUUGUUUUGAAACGAUUUGUUGAAUGCAUGGAUGAGAUAAAUCUCUUUCUGAUUAACCAACAAAUGUCUUAUAAAGAAAUGUCUGACAUCGUGUGGAUUUGUAAACUAAUGUUUUUUGCAGAUUUAUGUGAACAUUUAAAUGACUUAAAUGUUAAAUUACAAGGCUCUGGUAAGACACUUGAUGUUAUGUUUGAUUACAUAAAGGCAUUUGAAAUGAAACUAGGAGUUUUUAAGAGGGAUGUAGAUAGUGAAAGAUUUAGAUACUUUCCAAACCUGAAGAAAUACAUCAAUGAUCUCACAAAGGAUGACAAAACAGACUGCCAGUGUCUUCAGAAGCUAUUUGUAAACAUCAUUGAGUCAACUGUUGAGCAGUUCUCAACAAGAUUUGCUAGGUUCAGAGAAUUAGAAGAGACUGCAAAAUUCAUUAAGUUUCCAGACAGUAUAAAACUGGAUGAACUAAACUUGCAGAAGUUUUCAUGGAUAGAUAUGGAUGAUUUUGAAAUGCAAUUGAUUGAAUUUCAAACUAGCUCAAUUUGGAGGCAGAAAUUUGUUGAGCUUAGAGCUGACUUGGAAAGUAUUGAAAAGGAUCGAUUAGAGAAGGGAGUAAGAGAGAGAAAUGCCGAAAACGAGGUACUGAUGACUUGGAAUACUAUUCCAGAAACUUUUGUCUGUUUAAAAAAACUUGCAACAACAUUACUAACCAUUUUUUCAUCUACAUAUUCUUGUGAAUCAUUGUUCUCAGUGAUGAACUCUGUUAAGUCUCAUAAUAGAAGUAGCCUUACUGAUGAAACUAGUAGCGCAUGUAUAUCUCUCAAGGUUACAAAAUAUAAACCGGAUAUAAAUUAUCUAUCAUCAGGGAUGCAGCAGCAGAAGUCUCAUUGAUUCUAAAUAAAGAAAAGGUUCACAAUUAUUCGUUCCCUAAUUUUCAUUUGAUGUAUUCUGUUAAAAAUAUUAAGGAUUCGCUUUUGUUUAACCCUUUAGGUGCGUAAUUAAAUUUCGCGCCGGUUCCUGAAAAGUGUCAAUUAUCCUGCCAAAAAUGAAUUUCAUAUAAU